ACCCGCAGUUUGAAAACCACUGCUCCAGGAGAUCAAGCCCACUUCACUUUGCAGUCACUCACUGCAGGGUAAAGCGCCCCAUGCAACACCUCAGACCAUGGCAGCCAGAUCAGCCCAUGAGUUGCAGCAACUGAGCUCACAAGCAGGCGCGUGGGGGAGGGGGGAAUUGGUGUUUUAGUGUGAUUGUUUCACACGAGGAAUAGCAGAGAUGGCCAGAACAAAAGGCAGAAGAGAGACACACACUGAAAGAAUGAAACAAACACACUGAAACAAAGAGCCCCAGAUGAAUAGCCACAGACCAGCUGGUAGAGAGCAUGUGCUUUUUCCUUUGGAGGGAGGUUUUUCUUUUAACUCCUCAUCUUCCCCACCACUGAACUGAGCAUUUUCCAUAGGAGACUUCCAUUUCCCCCCAAUUCCACAGGUUAAAAGGGAGCAGUAAUGGAAAAAGGGUGGUUUACAAAACCUACUGAUGAGGUAACAGCCACUAGUUCCCAUGAAAAGGUGAAGAAGGCAUUUAUGGCUGAAAUGAAAGCUGAAAACAUCAAGCAGUUUCUAUAUAAUUUUACACAGCGUCCUCACCUCGCAGGCACAGCUGAGAACCUGCGCCUUGCACAGCAAAUCCAAGCCCAGUGGAAGGAAUUUGGAUUGGAUUCGGUUGAGCUGGCUUACUAUGACGUCCUGUUGUCCUACCCUAAUGAAACAAAUCCCAACUACAUCUCAAUUAUUGAUGAGCAUGGAAAUGAGAUCUUCAAUACAUCAUUAUUUGAGCCUCCCCCUCCAGGAUAUGAGACUGUUACAGAUGUUGUGCCACCAUACAGUGCCUUCUCAGCCCAAGGGGUACCAGAGGGUGAGUUGGUGUACGUCAACUAUGGCCGUAUUGAAGACUUUUUCAAACUGGAGAGAGAGAUGGGAAUUAACUGUACUGGAAAGAUUGUCAUUGCCAGAUAUGGGAAAAUCUUCAGAGGAAAUAAGGUGAAGAAUGCUGAGCUGGUUGGUGCCAAGGGAGUUAUUCUGUAUUCAGACCCUGCUGACUACUGCGCCCCUGGAGUAGAUACCUUUCCAAAUGGCUGGAACCUUCCUGGAGGUGGAGCCCAGCGCGGGAAUGUGUUAAAUCUGAACGGGGCAGGGGAUCCUCUCACGCCAGGUUAUCCAGCAAAAGAGUACACCUAUCGAUAUGAAGAAGCCAGGGCUGUAGGUCUUCCGAAACUUCCAGUCCAUCCCAUUGGUUACAAUGAUGCUGAAAAGUUAUUACGUGACAUGGGAGGACCUGCCCCACCAGACAGCAGUUGGAAAGGAAGCCUGAAUGUGUCUUACAACAUUGGUCCUGGUUUCAUGAGCCAUUACUCCACAAGAAAGGUCAAAAUGCACAUUCACAGUAGUAAUAAAGUGACAAGAAUUUACAACGUGAUCGGUACCAUCAGAGGAGCAACAGAACCAGACAGAUACGUCAUCCUGGGAGGCCACCGUGACUCCUGGGUCUUUGGUGGAAUUGAUCCUCAGAGCGGGGCAGCUGUGGUUCAUGAGAUUGUGAGAAGUUAUGGGAAAUUGAAGAAGGAAGGAUGGAGGCCCAGAAGAACAAUAAUAUUUGCAAGCUGGGAUGCGGAGGAAUUUGGCUUGCUAGGAUCUACAGAGUGGGCUGAGGAAAAUGCCAAACUGUUACAAGCACGUGGGGUGGCCUAUAUCAAUGCCGAUUCCUCAAUUGAAGGAAACUACACUCUGAGAAUUGAUUGUACUCCGCUGAUGUACAGCCUGGUGUACAGCUUGACCAAAGAGAUACCAAGCCCAGAUGAGGGGUUUAAAGGCAAAUCACUUUAUGAGAGCUGGCAUGAAAAAAACCCAUCUACAGAAUAUAAAGAUGUCCCCAGAAUAAAUAAGCUGGGUUCUGGCAAUGACUUUGAAGUCUUUUUUCAGCGGCUUGGCAUUGCUUCAGGCAGAGCACGUUACAGCAAAAACUGGAGAGUGGAAAAAUACAGUAGCUACCCAGUUUACCACAGUGUCUAUGAGACCUAUGAGAUUGUGGAGAGAUUUUAUGAUCCGACUUUUAAGAAUCACCUGACAGUGGCACAGGUACGAGGAGGGCUGGUAUUUGAACUGGCCGACUCUGUGGUCCUUCCCUUUGACUGCAGAGAUUAUGCAGAGGCUUUAAGGAACUAUGUUCAAGUCAUCUAUAAUUUGUCAAAGAAUCAUCAAAUGGAACUGACAACGUACAGCGUGUCAUUUGAUGCUCUCUUCUCUGCUGCAAAUAAUUUUACAGAAGCUGCCACUGAUUUUCACAGGAGACUGCAGCAAGUUGACAUCAAUAACCCAAUCGCUGUAAGAGCAUUGAAUGAUCAGCUCAUGUUUUUAGAAAGGGCUUUUAUUGAUCCUCUUGGUUUACCUGGCAGGCCAUUCUACAGGCACAUUAUUUUUGCUCCGAGCAGCCACAACAAGUACGCUGGAGAGUCAUUUCCAGGGAUCUACGAUGCCAUGUUUGAUAUAGAAAACAAAGCAGAUCAGCGCAAAGCCUGGGAAGAAGUAAAGAGGCAGAUCUCCAUUGCAGCCUUCACCAUGCAGGCUGCAGCAGGGACGCUGAAGGACCUCGCAUAAACAUAUCAGCAUCAUACUCAAAAGUGAAAGACUGGAGUUGAUAGCUGGGGAGCCCUCAAAACCAGAGCAUUUACAGACAUGAGUAGGAUUAUUUUAAAACCCUUGUUCUUUGCAAACAGUCAGUCUCCCUCACUCACUUCCAUUAUAUUUAACAACAUUAAUAAGGUAUGAUACCUCUGAAAUUCUAUUUGGAGAGAGUGGAGUUGAGAUCAUUGCUCAAGCGAGAUACUAAAUUAAACAAUGUUCAUUUCAAAUUGCCACCUCAUGUUUAAAAACACCCCCACACACGCACACACAAAAAACCCUGAUUUCCUUUUCAUGUAACAUGUUCAGUUGCAGAAAUCACAAUGUUUGUAGUCUCACAGUUGUGCAGUGUAUUUAAUCUAAUCUAUUGGCCUGAUUGUUUUGAUGAUUAUCUUGUAGUACUUUUAUCAGUAAAACAGAACAGUCAUCCUUAUUUCCAA
Molecule: messenger RNA, 3050 nt
Organism: Mauremys reevesii (Reeves's turtle)
Lineage: Eukaryota; Metazoa; Chordata; Testudines; Geoemydidae
Gene: FOLH1B
Product: folate hydrolase 1B
Exons: 19
Coding region: 439-2586 (715 amino acids)
Molecular function (GO): carboxypeptidase activity
Source: RefSeq, a predicted model, not a curated record